AUUUUGCUUUAUUCCUAGCACUUGUGGUAGCUGUUCUGCGCUUCAUACAACUGAAACCAAAGGUUUUAAACCCAUGGCUGAAUAUUAGUGGAUUGGUGGCGCUGUGCCUGGCUUCCUUUGGAAUGACCUUACUUGGUAAUUUUCAGCUCACAAAUGAUGAAGAAAUCCACAAUGUGGGAACAUCCUUGACCUUUGGAUUUGGCACAUUGACCUGCUGGAUCCAGGCUGCGCUGACUCUCAAAGUCAACAUCAAGAAUGAAGGACGGAAGGUUGGAAUUCCACGAGUUAUUCUGUCAGCAUCUAUCACUCUCUGUGUAGUCCUCUACUUCAUCCUCAUGGCUCAAGACAUCCACAUGUAUGCAGCCAGGGUCCAGUGGGGCCUGGUCAUGUGCUUCCUGUCUUACUUUGGUACCUUUGCCGUGGAGUUCCGGCAUUACCGCUACGAAAUUGUGUGUUCUGAGUACCAGGAGAAUUUCCUCAGCUUCUCAGAAAGUCUAUCAGAAGCUUCUGAAUACCAAACCGACCAGGUGUAACCUAUCUUUUAUCUUUCUGCUGAGGUGGGUGUGACAAUGGGGGAGGGGUCAGGCACACUCACAGGACUUGACACACAACCUCAUGACAUGUUGUACAACACACACACACACACACACACACUCACAGCCACAUUUGCCAAAUGAGCUUUUCAGGGCGAGUUAUUUCUUUAAUGAAAAAGCACAAGCCCUUAUGUGUCAAAAUACACGCUGUUACACUGAAAAUAUAUGCACGACAGAGCCAGAAGCUUGUGCAUGGUCACCUCUCCAUCCCCACCCCUCCCAGUAUGCCUUGCUCUUUUCAUCCUCUUCACAUUUCAAACAUGGUCUCCCUACUACAGAGUAGGGUGGGCCAAAUGUAACAUGAAAAGAAUGCCAACUCCCUAAGUUGCCUUCAGGUCCAAAGGGCUUGGAACUAGCUCACAAGGAGUUGUGAAUUUAGCACUCACACCUUGAAUGGAUAAUCAAGCAUCACCUGAUUGGAUGGAUGCUGUUUGGAAAUGUGACCCCGGGUAGCCCGUGAAAAAGCAUGGACAGAA
This is a messenger RNA of Castor canadensis (American beaver), 1069 nucleotides long. NCBI's taxonomy places the organism in Eukaryota, Metazoa, Chordata, Mammalia, Rodentia, Castoridae. The record is from RefSeq and is a predicted model, not a curated record.